AACGUCAUGUCAUAUCAUGUGGCCGAGUUUGCCGAGUGUAUGCAAGUUGUGGUUCGCUCCUGUGCUUCUAGUCACUGGGUAAUUUAAUAAUUUCACGCACCGGAGUGAAAAUUUCACCGAUUUCUGAAUGAUAAUGUGCGCGAAAUACGGCUGGCUUCUCGCUGCCGUUCAUUUAUUUGUGCUUACUAGCGGUGAUGAGCUGCUAGGCUGCGGCGGCUUCCUGAAGAGCCAUGUACAAAUCGACUUUUCCAAAGUUCUAAUUAAAUUAGUUACCAAGCAAGGCGUUGUGAAAGACCAGACAAAUUGUGCUCCCAAAACUGGGUAUUACUUCAUUCCACUUUAUGAUAAGGGAGAUUAUUCAUUACAGUUGGAACCGCCUCCAGGCUGGAGUUUCACACCAAAUAAGAUAGACAUCUCAGUUGAUGGCAAAUCAGACUUGUGCUCCAAAGGAAAAGACAUUAAUUUUGUCUUCAAAGGCUUCGGUAUUGCCGGAAAAGUGCUGAGUCAUGGCAGCAGUAUUGGUCCAGCCGGCAUUAAAGUGAAGUUAAUCUCCGAAAACGAAGUCAGAGAUACUCUCACUGAUAACAAGGGUGUCUUUGUUUUCACUCCAGUUUAUCCUGGCGAGCAUACAAUUGUUGCAAGUCACGAAAAAUGGAAAUUUGUAAAUGAUAAAGUUUCCAUUACUGUUAAAGAGGGUAACACCAACUUACAAGAUGGCGUACUUUCCGUAGCAGGUUAUGAUGUCAGGGGCUACGUCAAAAUAGACGGCGCUGCUGUCGCUGGUGCCAAAGUUUUGCUAUUUUCACAGACUCCUGAUGCUAAAGUAGAACAGUGCCAAACAUCCAUCCCUACGGGCUACAAAGGUGCCAAACCCACGUGUCACGUGGUGACCGACAAAGAUGGCGUUUUUCUGUUUCCUACCGUUUCCACUGGGAAAUAUAAACUGGUACCUUACAUGGAACAACCCGUCCAUUUCGAACCCACUAGCAUUGAGUUCGAAGUACAACUUGACUCGGUAAAAUUAAACAAAGACUUCAAUAUUGUUGGUUUAACCGCGACUGGAUACGUAAAAGUAGGCGAUAAGCCGCUAGGUGGCGUUACUGUUACACUAGAUGACAAACAAACUUUUGUUACGAAAGCUGACGGAUCGUUUAAAGUAGAAAAAGUGAAGCCUGGCCAACAUACUUUGAAAGCACAAGCUGAAGACUACGAAUUUGGUACUGUAGCGUUUAAAUUGUCACCAACAUCGAGUGUAUUCCCAACGAUUACGCCGACAGCGUUUAAAGUAUGCGGCGCUGUCAUCAGCGACAAAAUGGAGGGACAUUCUGUAUUAAUGACUAAAAUGGGAUCAACUACCCAUUUAGAAGUGCAGUCUGAUGGGGCAACUGGCGAGUUUUGUGAGUUUUUGUCGAAGGGACGGUAUCAAGUACAAGUGAAUGUUCAAGACAAAGCAUUACAAUUUUUCCCUCUAAUGCAAACUAUUGAAGUAAACGCUCCACUUUCAAACAUUAUCUUCUCGCAAUUGAAAGUAACCGUCAGUGGAACCGUGAAUUGCAUCAAUCAGGAAGACUGUAAACGACUUAAAGUCAUUUUGCGUCCAGUAGACAAAGCGGAUGAAAUGAUCGCCAAUGUGAUUGAUGGAAAAUACACCGUUUCGGAUAUCCGGCCUGGUGAAUACAGAAUUACACUGUCUUCAAAUCGUCUUUGUUGGCAAGCCAAUGAACACACCGCGCAAGUAUCCAACGCCACGUGGACUGCGCCUGCGUUUAUUAACACUGGAUACGCCAUUGCUUUUAUUUCCACGCAUGAUACAUCCGUCAUUUAUGAUGGUAAAACAAUUCAAAUCCCUAAAGGUACUUCACAACACUGCGUCCCACAACCUGGCAACUAUAAAUUCAAACUUGACAGUUGCCAUAAAUAUGAAUCGGAUGUAGUGGACUACAAAACAACUCAAGAUAUCAACGAAAUUGUCCUCACAGCGUUAAAACACAAGGUGACACUUGAUAUCGACGCCAAAGAGAAUUUAGGCGAUCUUAUAAUUGAGGCUAACAUUGAUAACGUUAAAACUCUGCAUGAUAAAUUGAAGUAUAACGCUGCGAAGAAGACGUAUAGUUUGGAAUUGUAUCUGAAUCCAAGUGACAAAGUGAUUUUAACACCACAAUCCGAUACGGUAUUCUACAAUCCGCCGGUAUUGUCUGUUAAUGGAGAAGAAGACUGCGUUAAUUUAGGUGGUAGAUUUUUCGCAAAGAAGGGAAAAGUUUUCAAGGGGCGUGUUACGCCUGCGUUGAAAGGCGUGGUUAUUACCGUCACAGGCGGAGCGUUGACUUUGACAGAGGAGACUGAUGCAGAGGGCAAAUACAAAUUUCCUCCGCUAGAUGAUGCGGAGACUUAUGAAGUUACCGCGACGAAAGAUUCGUAUAUUUUGGACGGUCCCAAUGCUUCCGGUGAUUUUUCCGCUAAGAAAUUAGCUGAGAUUAUUGUUGAAGUGGUUGACAAAGACACCAAGGCGCCAUUACAGGGGGCGCUGCUGUCGUUAUCCGGAGCUGAAAGUUACAGAAGUAACAUGCAAACUGACGAACAAGGAGUAAUCAUCUUUGGUAGUUUAUCACCGAGUGAAUAUUUCUUAAAACCGAUGAUGAAAGAGUAUUCAUUUGAACCUGCAUCGAAAAGUAUCAAUGUUUUAAACGGCGCUACUGAGAAAGUUGUUUUAAGAGGUAAACGAGUGGCUCACAGCGCUUAUGGUCAAGUUGUAACCCUUGCCAGCACGCCAGAAAACAUGGUCGUUGUCGCUAGCGGUAUUAAUAAUUGCACGGAACUUGCCGAAGAAGCAACGACUGACCAUCUGGGUAACUUCCGUAUUCGUGGUUUGAUUCCCUACUGCGCUUAUCGUAUCACUGUCAAAGCAUCUUUACAAGAAAACGAUGUGAUUGAACGUGUCCUUCCUCAUGCCAUCACUAUUGAUAAAGUUACUGAAGAUUUGACUGAUCUCCGCCUUAUCGUCUUCCGACCUGCGAGUAACGUUGACGUCUACGUUAAAGUUUUCACCGCCAACGUUGACCACUACCGCAGUCUACGAUUGAAAAUCACCCGCGAAUCAGCUCCAGCUGGGCUCGUUCAUAACCUUAAAGUCGACACGUAUAAAGUCGCUGCUGAUAAUAAUAUCGGCAUCAUGUUAUCCACACCUUCUAUUCCUUUAGACGGGAAAGUCUACUCCAUACAAUUGGAGUCCUCUAAUAGCGGUUUAUUGGGUAAAUCGACUGUAAAGUCAUUCACUGCGGAUACAAGUUAUAAAUUUGUUGAGGUAGAGUUUACUGCGCAUACUCACGUGGCUGAGCAGCAGAUUAAACAGGUGUCCACAUCGACGUUAGUCUUUGUUUUCGGACUUAUGUUAGCCGCGUAUAAUGUUGACAAAAUCGUCGAUUUUCUAAAAAAUAACUUUAAUCUUCAAAGUCCGAUGGCUUUGACAAAAGUAAAGACUGCAACGCCUGAGCAUCACUUAGCCGAUGCAGAAAUUGAGAAAAUCGUGGAGAAUAUCAAUGCUCCCAAGAAGAAAGUUAAGUCAAAGCGGGUUUAAGUAAGUAGUAUUAGUAUUUAGAAGACUUUAUGUUCAUUUUUUAUUGUUGCCAUCGAAUUGCAAUGGAAUUAAAACGGAAAAAUCUAUUACAA
This is a messenger RNA of Dalotia coriaria, 3666 nucleotides long. Its product is annotated as BOS complex subunit NOMO1. Lineage: Eukaryota; Metazoa; Arthropoda; Insecta; Coleoptera; Staphylinidae. Gene Ontology annotation, cellular component: endoplasmic reticulum membrane. The record is from RefSeq and is a predicted model, not a curated record. Gene Ontology annotation, molecular function: carbohydrate binding.